UAUGCCAGUUUGAAAUAUGUUGAAUGUUGCGAAACAAAAUCAAAGGCAGAGUUGGUGACAGUUCAGCGACACGUCAACCACACGGAAGUCUUUCCAACCUGCUGCUGUUGCUGAACGAAGGACCGUAGUCUUAUCGAAAUGGGUGGCUUCUUCUCCAGUCUCUUCUUCGGCCUGUUUGGCACCAGGGAGAUGAGGAUUCUGAUCCUGGGUUUGGACGGUGCUGGAAAAACGACCAUAUUGUACCGGCUUCAGGUUGGAGAGGUGGUCACCACAAUCCCCACAAUCGGCUUCAACGUCGAGACAGUCACGUACAGAAAUCUGAAGUUCCAGGUGUGGGAUCUGGGAGGACAGACGAGUAUCAGGCCCUACUGGCGGUGUUACUACUCAAACACAGAUGCCGUCAUCUAUGUUGUUGACAGCAGCGACCGCGACAGGAUGGGCAUCUCAAAGUCUGAGCUGGUGGCCAUGUUGGAGGAGGAAGAGCUGAAGAAAGCGAUCCUGGUGGUAUUUGCAAACAAGCAGGACAUGGACCAGGCAAUGACGCCCACUGAGGUGGCCAACUCUCUGGGCCUCCCCGCCCUCAAAGACAGAAAAUGGCAGAUCUUCAAAACCUCGGCCACCAAGGGCACCGGCCUGGAUGAGGCAAUGGAAUGGCUGGUGGAUUCCCUGAAGAGUCGGCAGUAAAGGCUUCCACACAUAUUGUAUAUACUCUCCUGACCUUUGAACCCUCUGUAUGAAGCCUUUGUGACUGACCCCUCCCCCCUGGACCCGUGAUUGCACUCCUCCCAAUGCCUAACGCCUUCAAGCCUGGGACUUUCAAGUGAAGGCUGCAGUAACGUCUGGACUGGGCAGACACACACUCACACACACACACACUCACACACACACACACUAAGCCCCAUCUCCUCCAAUGCUGGUGUCACGGAUGAAGGUUUUUAGAAAGCAGACUUCAGUGAUGUAUCUUCAUUCAUGUGUUUUGGAAAUGCAAAAAAAACUAAUCAGGAAAAGACUUUAAUGUUGCUCAUUUUACGAUUCCACUUAUAAGUGUCGACAUUGAAAUAAAUUAUCAUGAUUAAGGACCCCAUAAAGCCGGUCCACUCUAACCCUCUAGUGAAGCCAGAAGACAUCAGUAGUUGACACUAAUGCGACGAAGGUCCACGGGGAGGCAGUGUUUCCAUAAAGGCACAAACACCAUCAGACUCUGUGCAGAUUUCAGUCCUGAACUGAAAUUCUUUUUGAUUUGCUGCACUGAAUGUCCAUGUUUAGUGCAGCAAAUCUCACCUAUCUGUAAACAAUCUGCCAACUUGUAGGAAAUGUUUGAGAUAUUGUUUUUGCUAAUUUGGCCUCAAUGCUGAAGAAAAGCCUCCACUAUACCUCUGGUCAAGCUUACUGCAGCCGGGGCUGCUUUUGUACAAUACAGUCAGGCAGACACUAUUUCUAUUUUUUCCCCUCCUGGUUAUUUGUGUUCCUACUUUUCUUUUUUUAAAUAAUUUAGUAGUUAAAGCCUUUUUCCAUUGAAAUCAUUGAGUGCAGCUUUAGCAUAUUAGUCAUUUAGUUACUGAACUCUAAUUGUAUGCUCAAAGUUUUAUGGUUGCAUAUUUAUAUCUGCUUGUACAGUGAAAAUGAUUCUCAGUAAAGAUUGCUAUCAGUGA
Cottoperca gobio is the source of this 1652-nucleotide messenger RNA. RefSeq names its product ADP-ribosylation factor-like 1 (gene arl1). Bases 139 to 684 code for a protein of 181 amino acids. The record is from RefSeq and is a predicted model, not a curated record. NCBI's taxonomy places the organism in Eukaryota, Metazoa, Chordata, Actinopteri, Perciformes, Bovichtidae. Gene Ontology annotation, molecular function: GTPase activity; GTP binding. The transcript has 6 exons.